Molecule: messenger RNA, 9216 nt
Organism: Acipenser ruthenus (sterlet)
Lineage: Eukaryota; Metazoa; Chordata; Actinopteri; Acipenseriformes; Acipenseridae
Exons: 38
Coding region: 61-9171 (3036 amino acids)
Biological process (GO): binding of sperm to zona pellucida; prevention of polyspermy
Cellular component (GO): egg coat
Molecular function (GO): acrosin binding; structural constituent of egg coat
Source: RefSeq, a predicted model, not a curated record
CAGACAUAUUGACUGCUUUUUUUUGUGUUGUUUUUUGGUUGGAUUUUAGUUACAACAACGAUGUUACGGAGAGGGCAGGCGAUGCUGCCUUUCUUCUUAUUGGCCUGGGUCUUGAGGCUCACACAAGCUCUUGCUUCAGCUCAUGAUCGCCUGCAGGAUGAAGCAGCUGCAAAUUCCAUGUCAGGGACAGGAAACUUGGAUCGUGGAGGGAACUUGAGCUUAGCUACUGAUUUAGCCAUUCCUUAUGCUGAGGACCUUUUUUCUAAACCGGAUUACUUUUCACCAAAUGGAAAAAGUGAACUUUCUGAGAUUGCUGGUUAUUCUGCAGAACAACAGAGGCAGUCUCUUGAUCAUGUGUUUUCUGAGUCUGAUUCUACAAACGAUGGGCUUUUUGAUUUCAGCCAGCAUUAUAGGUAUGAUGUGGAUGCUCUUGAACAGCCUGGCUUUUCCAAUCCAGAUAGUGAUGACUUCAAUUCUGAUUUGACCAAGAACUCUGUCCCUUUUGCUGCUGACGACUACCCUAUGGCUUCAGACUCUGAAGGCGAUGUGGAACAUGCACUUUUUACUGAUCGGAGUAAUGACCCUGAUGACUUCCCAGAAGUCUCAGCAUAUGCUCAUUUAGCUACUUCAGAUAAAGAAAAUGUGUCUAAUAUUGCUAGCCUUGAUCUCAAUGAUUCGGUUAAUCUUGCAGCAGAAAUGGGUAUAGGUGAACUUGGCAAAGAGUUUGAUUCUUCUGACCACAAGUCUGGUACCUAUUCUGAAACCCUAGGCUAUGAUUCUGUUGCCUUUGCAGAUCUUGAAAAGGAAGGCACUGAUACUUUGCAUCCUGGUGUGCAUUCCUAUCAUCGUAAGGACCAAGUUACUGGUGACCUCAAUGAAAUGCAUGUUUCUUCUUUUGACCGCUCUGUACUUACUGAUAUAAAUCUGGAGUUGGAUGAAGCUCUUUCUCCAGCUCUUAAGAUUGCCAGUGCACUCAACUCUCCUGAUCUCUCCGGAGGUCCCAGGGUGCCAAGCAGCAUCUAUGAUGCCUCUAUGGGGCCCUAUGGUGUAUUUAAUCGACCUAUUACCCCACCAAACCCUCCUCCCCAUAGCACAGGAGAGCCAACCACCCUGGCUUCAGCAACUACAUGUGGUGUUGCAGACAUGGCCAUCAAAUUGUUUGGUGGAAGGCUAACAGACCUCAAAGUGCGAGCUGCCUUCAUAUUUGUUGAAGUAAGCAAGAUUACGCAGAGGUGCAGAUACAAAGUGUUUGAGAGAAAUGGAGUUGUCCACUUUACAACUGCCUUCAAAGGUUGCAAUGUGAAGAUACAGGGUGGGCAAUAUGUCCUGACCCUGAUGUGGAGAAACCACUAUGUGCAUAUGACCUGUCCAAUUUCUACACCUGAUAAACCUGUUACAAUCUGUGGUACGAGUAGCAUGACCAUCACACUCCCAGCAGGACCAGUAGAAGCACUUCGUGUAAAAAAUAAAUUAAACAAAUGGGUAUCCAUUCACCAAGUUGCUGUUAAAUGCAAAUAUCAACUGUUGCGUGAUUCAGAGGGAAGGAUCACUUUCACUACUUCCUACAAUGGAUGUCACGUGAGGAGAUCGAUGGAUCGUUACUUCUAUAACAUCUACUAUCAAAUGGCUCCAGGGAAGCUAGGACAGGCAGUCAUGUCUUGUAGGACCGGAAUUAAUGUCACAGUCCCACCUGAAGCGUCUUUGCCGUCUGUAUUUUGUGCCAAGUCUGGCAUGAUAAUCAAAUUGCCUAAGGGAUGUCUUGAUGCAGUCAAAGUGAUAGAUGGUUUUGGCAAGGCAAUACCUGUUGGUAAUAUUGCCAAGAAAUGUAAUUAUCAACUCUUUCAAAUGAAGACUGGACACAUCAUCUUGAUUGCUUCCUUCCAAAGCUGUCAAGUUGCGUUUGUGGAUGGUUGCUUUGCCUUGAAUAUCAAGUUCCAGCAUGCUGAUCGUGUAAUGGGAGAGCUCUCUGCGCUUUGCCAUGCAGGUGGGGGGCCAAAACCAACUUCCCAACCUGAUACUCCUACAACUCGAGAUGUAACUUCCAGUAUACUGUCUACAGUAAUUCCUGCGGAUGUGUCUGCUACCAUCUGCAACAAGGAUGGCAUGACAGUAGUUCUACCCAAUGGUCCUUGGUGGGGGAUUAGAGUGAAAGAUCUUUCUGGCAAAGAGAUCACUGUGACUAGUGAUUUUGCAGAACGAUGCCAUUACAAUCUCUCUCUGCAUCUGGAGAAAAUAAUCUUUACAACUACCUACACUGGCUGUUUUGUUGAGCAAGUGGGAGAUCGGUAUGUCCUGACUGUAAUGUACAGGACAGCUACUUGGAAUCGAGGGUCUGUGCGGAUGGAAUGCCCAACCAGUGCUGGAAGCCCUACAGAAUUGCCUCCUCUUUCAGCCACUGUGGGGAAACCCAUUAGUGUCUGCAGGUCCUCUAACAUGACUGUGGUGCUGCCUGCAGGAUCUCUGGAAAAAGUCUUGGUUCUAGAUCACCUCAACAGGCCAGUAAAAGUCAUUGAUGCGCCCAAGUCAUGCAAUUACAGCAUGGUGGAGAGAAGAGGACAGAUCCUCUUCACAGCUCCCUACAGUGCCUGUGAUGUCAAGAUCCUGAAUGGAAACUAUGUCCUGGCCAUUAUGUAUACAAGUUAUUCUGGAGGCUUUGCGUCAGUGCAGAUGGAAUGCCCUACCACUGGAGAACCAACAAAACCCCCUCCCUCUACAAAACCCAUUCCUCCAACUCCUGUCUGUGGCGCUUCCAGCAUGAUCGUGGCGCUGCCUGAGGGGCCUCUGGAACAAGUCAAGAUAAUGAAUGCCUCCAAUGGGCUAUGGGUAGCUGUAAAGGAUGUCCCAAAGAACUGCAACUACACACUGAUGAAGGAAAGAGGAAGAAACCUCUUCAUAACCUCCUACAAGGCCUGUCAUGUCUGGAUACUGAAUAAAAACUAUGUCUUGACUGUAAUCUACACAACUGCAACUGGGGUAAGAGGGAUGGUGCAAAUGACUUGUCCAGCUGUAGAGACAACAUCCCUUACUACUAGGUCUACAAGUAUUGGGAAGCCAGUGACUACUGGGAAACCUACAAAACCAACUCUCCCUCCCACUCCUGUCUGCAAAGCCUCCAGCAUGACUGUAGCACUGCCCUCUGGGUCACUACAAGUUUUGUUAUUGAAUCUGUCCAAUGAAUGGGUAGAUAUCGAUGCUGCUCCCAGUUACUGCAACUACAGUUUGGUGCAGGGAAGAGGCGGCAGGAACUUCUUUACAGCCCCUUACAGGGCUUGUGAUGUCCGGAUACAGAAUGGAAACUACAUGUUGACCUUGCUUUACAUAACUGCUGCUGAUAAACGAGGGUACUUGGACAUUAGAUGUCCCACCACUGGUGGGGAGCCAACAGAGACUACUAGCCCCUCUGGUGGGGAGCUGACCGGAACUACUGCUGGAGAAACGACAACUACUUGGAAACCUACAAUGCCUACUCUCCCUGACACUGCUCUCUGCAGAGCCUCCAGCAUGACUGUAGAAUUGCCCUCUGAGUUGCUUCAAGUUCUACUAUUGAGUCCAUCCAAUGAAUGGGUAGAUAUCAGUAAUGCUCCCAGUUACUGCAACUACAGUUUGGUGCAGGGAGGAGGCGGCAGGAACUUCUUUACAACCCCCUACAGGGCUUGUGAUGUCCGGAUACAGGAUGGAAGCUACAUCUUAACCUUACUCUACAUAACCAUUGCUAAGGGAGGCUACGUGCACAUGAGAUGUCCAAUAAAAACCACUACUAAGCCAACCAAGACUUCUAGAACCACCACUAGGAAGACUACCAGUAUCGCCACUGUAGGGGUGACCGAGGCCCCUGCAACUGUGGUCUGCACCGCCUCCAGUAUGGUGGUGGAGCUGCCCAAGGAACCUCUAAGACUUGUGAAGGUUCUAGAUAAAUCCAACCGGUGGGUAGCUGUCAUUGAUGCUCCCAAGUACUGCAACUACACCUUGUUGCAGGGAAGGGGAGGGAACUUCUUCAUAACCCCCUACACGGCCUGUGAUGUCAGGAUAUUGAAUAACAACUAUGUUUUGAAGAUCUGGUAUUUGGCAACUGGUGGCAAAAAAGGGUAUAUGGUGAUGAAAUGCCCCACCGAUGCUGGAGAACCCACAAAAGCACCAACAACUACUUGGGAGCCAACCAAGAGUACCAGGACCACCAUCAGGAAGACUACCAUAACAACCAUUGGGGAGCCGACCAGGACCACCAGCAGGCAGACCACCAGCAGGAGGCCUACCAGGACCACCAGCAGGAGGACUACCACAACAACCAUUGGGGAGCCAACCAGGACCACCAGCAGGAGGCCUACCAGGACCACCAGCAGGAGGACUACCACAACAACCAUUGGGGAGCCUACCAGGACCACCAGCAGGAAGACCACCAGCAGGAGGCCUACCAGGACCACCAGCAGGAGGACUACCAUAACAACCAUUGGGGAGCCAACCAGGACCACCAGCAGGAGGCCUACCAGGACCACCAGCAGGAGGACUACCACAACCAUUGGGGAGCCUACCAGGACCACCAGCAGGAGGCCUACCAGGACCACCAGCAGGAGGACUACCACAACCAUUGGGGAGCCUACCAGGACCACCAGCAGGAGGCCUACCAGGACCACCAGCAGGAGGACUACCACAACCAUUGGGGAGCCUACCAGGACCACCAGCAGGAGGCCUACCAGGACCACCAGCAGGAGGACUACCACAACCAUUGGGGAGCCUACCAGGACCACCAGCAGGAGGACUACCAUAACAACCAUUGGGGAGCCGACCAGGACCACCAGCAGGAAGACCACCAGCAGGAGGCCUACCAGGACCACCAGCAGGAGGACUACCACCACAACCAUUGGGGAGCCAACUAGGACCACCAGCAGGAGGCCUACCAGGACCACCAGCAGGAAGACUACCACAACCAUUGGGGAGCCUACCAGGACCACCAGCAGGAGGACUACCAUAACAACCAUUGGGGAGCCAACCAGGACCACCAGCAGGAAGACCACCAGCAGGAGGCCUACCAGGACCACCAGCAGGAGGACUACCACCACAACCAUUGGGGAGCCAACUAGGACCACCAGCAGGAGGCCUACCAGGACCACCAGCAGGAAGACCACCAGCAGGAGGCCUACCAGGACCACCAGCAGGAGGACCAUCACAACAACCAUUGGGGAGCCAACUAGGACCACCAGCAGGAUGACUACCAGGACCACCAGCAGGAGGACUACAACAACCAUUGGGGAGCCAACCAGGACCACCAGCAGGAAGACCACCAGCAGGAGGCCUACCAGGACCACCAGCAGGAGGACUACUACAACAACCAUUGGGGAGCCAACCAGGACCACCAGCAGGAAGACCACCAGCAGGAGGCCUACCAGGACCACCAGCAGGAGGACUACUACAACAACCAUUGGGGAGCCUACCAGGACCACCAGCAGGAGGCCUACCAGGACCACCAGCAGGAGGACUACUACAACAACCAUUGGGGAGCCAACCAGGACCACCAGCAGGAAGACCACCAGCAGGAGGCCUACCAGGACCACCAGCAGGAGGACUACUACAACAACCAUUGGGAGGCCUACCAGGACCACCAGCAGGAGGCCUACCAGGACCACCAGCAGGAGGCCUACCAGGACCACCAGCAGGAGGCCUACCAGGACCACCAGCAGGAGGACUACUACAACAACCAUUGGGGAGCCAACCAGGACCACCAGCAGGAAGACCACCAGCAGGAGGCCUACCAGGACCACCAGCAGGAGGACUACCACAACAACCAUUGGGGAGCCAACCAGGACCACCAGCAGGAAGACCACCAGCAGGAGGCCUACCAGGACCACCAGCAGGAGAACUACCACAACAACCAUUGGGGAGCCAGCCAGGACCACCAGCAGGAGGACUACUACAACAACCAUUGGGGAGCCAACCAGGACCACCAGCAGGAAGACCACCAGCAGGAGGCCUACCAGGACCACCAGCAGGAGAACUACCACAACAACCAUUGGGGAGCCAACCAGGACCACCAGCAGGAGGACUACUACAACAACCAUUGGGGAGCCAACCAGGACCACCAGCAGGAAGACCACCAGCAGGAGGCCUACCAGGACCACCAGCAGGAGAACUACCACAACAACCAUUGGGGAGCCAACCAGGACCACCAGCAGGAGGACUACAACAACCAUUGGGGAGCCAACUAGGACCACCAGCAGGAAGACCACCACAACCACCAUUGGGGAGCCGACCAGGACCACCAUUGGGAAGACAACCAAGGCCCCUACAACUGUGGUCUGCACAGCUUCCAGUAUGGUGGUGGUGCUGCCCAAUGAACCUCUAAGACUGGUCAAGGUUCUAGAUAAAUCCAACCAGUGGGUAGCUGUCAUUGAUGCUCCCAAGUACUGCAACUACACCUUGUUGCAGGGAAGGGGAGGGAACUUCUUCAUAACCCCCUACACGGCCUGUGAUGUCAGGAUAUUGAAUAACAACUAUGUUUUGAAGAUAUGGUAUCUGACAACUGGUGGCAUAAAAGGGUAUGUGGUGAUGAAAUGCCCAACCAGUGCUGGAGAACCCACAAAAGCCCCAACAACUACUCCCACUACAUGGGAGCAAACCAAACCGACCAGGACCACUGGAAUUGCUACGAAGACAACUAUGACAACCACUGGUGGGGAGCCAACUGUAGUCUGCACAGCCUCUAGUAUGGUAGUGGAGCUGUCCAAGGAACCUCUGGUACUAGUAGAGCUUCUAGCUGAAUCCAGCAAGUGGGUAGCUGUCAUUGAUGCUCCUGAGGAUUGCAACUACACCUUGGUUCAGAGCCGAGAAAGGAACUUCUUCAAAACCCCCUACAUGGCGUGUGAUGUCAAGAUUCUGAAUGAGAACUACUUCUUGGCCUUGCGCUAUACAACAAUUGAUGGUACAGUAGGGUAUGUGCAGAUGAAAUGUCCAACCAGUGCAGGAGAACCAACAAAAGAUCCUGCAACUACAAACACGACCAGGAAAUCAACAAGGACCCCCCCAGCACCAGAUGUGGUGUGCAACUCAUCCGGAAUGAUGGUGGAGCUGCCCAAGGACUCUUUAGACCUAGUGGAGCUUCUAGAUUAUGCCAACAAAUGGGUAGUUGUCAACAAGGCUCCCAUGUACUGCAACUACACCUUGCUGCAGGGAAGUGGAAGGACCCUUUUCAUAACCCCCUACAAAGCCUGUGAUGUCAGGAUACUGAAUGAGAACUACAUCUUGACCCUCCGCUAUACAACUUCUGGGCAACAAGUUUAUGUUCACAUGAAAUGCCCAACCAGUGCUGCAGCACCCACAAAAACACCUUCCUCUACAACCACUACUGGAAAACCACCAAUACCCACUGUCUGCAAAGCCUCAGUCAUGACAAUAGAGCUGCCUGAAGGACCAAUUGAACAAGUAGCCCUGAUAGAUAAAUCCAACACUCUGGUAACUGUCAAAGAUGAUACCAGAAAGUGUGGCUACAGCUUGGUGCAUGGGAGAGGAAAGAACCUCUUCACAACCCCUUACACAGCCUGUGAUGUGAAGAUGCUGAAUGGGAAUUAUGUCCUGACUCUAGCAUAUGUAACCCUUACUGGGGAAAGGGUACUGGUGCAGAUGAAAUGUCCAGUCAGUGCAGCUUUACCAACAGGGUUGCCGCUCCCUCCCUUUGGGGUUUCUGUCCUCUGCAGUGAUACUUGCAUGACAGUGGAACUUCCUGGGGGACUGCUACAAGAUAUCCAGUUAAUGGAUGAAUCCAACAACUUGGUAGCUGUUACCAGUGCUCCCAAGACUUGUGGCCUCAGUUUGGUGAGGGGGAACGGCAAGAACAUCUUGACCGCUCCUUACAAGGCCUGCAAUGUCAAGAUACUGAACAACUUCUACAUCCUGAGAGUCAUUUACACCACUCUUACUGGGGAGCGAGGAGAUAUACAGGCCAAGUGUCCUGUUCCUGGUCUAGUACCACGUGAGGGGUGCAAGAUACCAAGAAGUCAGCAGGUUGCUUGUGGUCCACCUAAUGCUGAUCCACAACUGUGUGUGGCCAAUGGAUGUUGUGUGGAUGCAACAACUUCCCAGUGUUACUAUCCUUUGAAUGCAUGCACUGCAGAUGGCCAUUUUGUAUUCUCCGUAGACCGCACCUCAACUAAGCCAGAAAUUGAUCCUGGCAGUCUAGUAAUUGCAGGAAACCGAUCAUGUGCCCCAGUAAUCUGCACUCCAGACUUUGCCGUCUUCAAAUUUCCUGUGACUGGCUGUGGGACACAUGUCUUUACGGUGGCGGAGACUACAAUUUAUCUUGCUGAAGUUCAUGGCUUGGUUCGGGGGAACCAGCAGAUGUAUGGACAAAUUACCAGAGAUGGCCCUUAUCGUUUCCAGGUGGAAUGUCGCUAUUCUAAAGGGCAUUUGGCCAGCACUGGUUACUUGGUGGUGAACCCACCGCCUCCAUCAGCAGCCUUGGCUUUUGGCUCACUUGGGGUUAGGUUAAGGAUUGCCACAGACACCAGCUACACUAGCUUCUACCCUCGGUCCCAUCUGCCCCUGAGCUUCUUGCUUGGAAGCAAGGUGUAUCUGGAAGUGCAGCUUGUAAACCCUCCUAACCCCAAUGUAGUUCUGCUGGUCCACUACUGCAUCGCCUAUCCCCAGUCCUCUCAAGCUGCCUGGGUGAUCCUCUAUGAAGGUUGUCCCAACAUCCUGGAUUACAGCAGUGCUGCUGGCCUCCAUGUGAAAUACAAUAACAUGCCUGUAUCCAAGCACACUCGACGCUUUGAAAUACAAAGCUUCCAGUUCCUGGACUACAAGACCAAGCAGCAUUUGGAUGAGGAAAUCUAUUUUAUGUGUUCAACUGAAGUGUGUUCCCCAGAACACCGUGUUUGUAAUGAAGGAUGCUUUGAUGGGAGAGAUAUGCCUGUUCCAGUAGAUCUUGGUGUGGGAGGGCGCUGUGCAGGAAAGCCCUGUCCUGGGAAAUCCAAUGUAGUCAAGCGAGCUGCUCAUGGUCAUACUGGCCUCAUCGCUGUCGGUGAAGGAACCUUCCUUUUGGAUGAGCCUGUGCCCCAUGAACAAAUGGAGAAGCACUGGACACACUUCCGUGGUCUCCUGGGGCUGCUUGCUCUGCUGGUCUCGGUAUCUGUUGUAAUGCUCUUCCUCAAAAAAUGGGUUGUCUUGCAAAUGGCCAGGUCCUAGAGAAGCAGUCUCUAACUUGAAUAAACCUUUUAUCUUGUGUUGACA